Macrosteles quadrilineatus (aster leafhopper) is the source of this 2464-nucleotide messenger RNA. Its product is annotated as mitochondrial coenzyme A diphosphatase NUDT8. The transcript has a single exon. The coding region runs from base 129 to 890 and encodes 253 amino acids. Gene Ontology annotation, molecular function: coenzyme A diphosphatase activity. NCBI's taxonomy places the organism in Eukaryota, Metazoa, Arthropoda, Insecta, Hemiptera, Cicadellidae. The record is from RefSeq and is a predicted model, not a curated record.
AUAAUGAAUUUGAUAUUAAUAAUUAACUAAUUAAGUUAAGUGAUAGUGACUGUUUUUGUUUUAAGUUGUAUUUCGACAUGUUUGAUGAAGCAGCAUGUUUGUAACCCUCUUAUCUUCAUUGUUUAACAAUGUUGCCCUUGAGAAGUUUUAUAGUCUAUUCUAAAACUGUCCUUAAAUGUAAUUCUAUGAGAGACUGCCAAAUUUUAGGAGUUUUCAAUUAUUGUUUUUCCAGAAGGAUUGAUGUAAUAUCAAGGCUUAGUUCUAGUUACUGUGGAUUUACUGAUGAAGAUAAAAAAUUGUGUAUUGAAAGACUGAAAAAGGUAAAAAUGUCUCCUAACCCGAAGUCAGAAAAGUUAGGUAAAGCAGCAGUACUUAUUCCAUUGUGCUGUGUAGAUGGUGAACCUUCAAUUCUGUACACUCUUAGAAAGGGGCAUCUGAAGAGGCACAAAGGUCAAGUAUCAUUUCCUGGUGGCAAGCAUGAUUCUGAUGAUACCGAUUUGGAGCAUACUGCCCUUCGUGAGACUGAAGAAGAACUCGGAAUUCCACAAUCUUCAAUUGAAGUUUGGGGUCAUGGCAACACUUUUUCAGCAAGAGAAUUCAACAUUUUACCUGUUCUAGGCUAUGUGGGUAAUAUUAAUGUCAGUAAUUUGAAACCGAAUCCUUCUGAAGUAGAAUUGGCGUUUACUGUCCCCAUAAGCCAUUUUUGCAACAAUCAAAACUGCAAGUACACUCAAUAUCGGAAUGGAUCAGGUUAUAUCUUACCAGUGUAUAUUAAAGGGGAUUUAAAAGUAUGGGGAAUAACGGCUCUUAUUACCCAUAUUGUCUUGCGGUCACUAGUGCCAAAACAAUACAAAUUUGAACUCCAAUUUGUAAGACCUAUUUUUCCAUAGUCUGUGAUAUUUAAACUUUUUAGGCUACCACAUCUAUGUAACUUGACAACUUUAACUUAUUUAUUCCAUAAUAAGGUUAGGCGAUCACCUUAACAAUUCAGUCGAUUGGUAAUUUACUACUUAAGCUCAUACAAAUAUCUUGGCCAUCUCGUUCUAUUGAUAUUCAGAACUAAAAUGUCUAAUGUAACUUAUUAGAAUUCAGCAACUUUGCAGUUGUUUGGAUGACACAAAUCUCUACACAAAUAAAAGGUUUUAAAAAAAUCCAUGCAAAUGGAAUAUAAUCCAAUUUUCUAACCAUGAAUUUAGGUCAACUAAUUUAGAACAGUGAGUUGGUGAAUAAAGGACCUCUUUGAUGAGAAGGGGUAUAAAUCCUGUAGUUCCUUAAUAGGCUGGUACAAUACCUAGGCAUUACUAUCAUUAGGCCUACCUAUUUACUAUUCAGUCACUAGUUCACAGUUCAGUACAGUUGUCUUUAUUAUCUGACCUAAUUUGGCCACCUUACAAGGUUAAGGUUAUAAACGGAAAGGUCCGAUAACACAGUUAAACAUAUAAAACACCAUUGUAAAAAUAUCAAGAAAAAAUGUGUUUAAUCAGAAAGUUACAAAAUAGCCUAGGUAUAGGUUUUUAAAAUUGAAAUAUUAGCCUAAAUCUUAGUUGUUAGUACAUUAUACUUUUAUUGAAUUUUUUACAUUUUCAGGCCGCUUAAUCCCUUAGUCAUUUUAGAUCUUAGUACCUUUUAGAUAGGGUCAGAUAAUUGAGACUCAAUUGGGCAUUAGUUAAUUUAUAUCACUAAAGAAAUUAUAUUGAUAAAAAAAUUUGGUUAAAUUUAACAGUUCCAAAGGCAAACACCUAAGUUAUGUUCUAGCUUGUACUAAAACUCUUGUCACCCUCCACUUUUUAGUGUUGGCGAAAAACUAAAAAUUUGUAUAAUCCAACCUGAAUAAUCAGUAGUUUUCAAACAGUUGUGUGGGCUUUAAACCCCCAGACAACAACAUCGACAUACAACUUCCAAGUAAGUUAGGUAGGCCUACUGAUUUUCUAUCUUCUGUCCCUGAUGAGUUGAUUGCUAUAAUAGAUAUGUGCAACUGCCAUAGUUGAGAAGCCAAGCAAAACAAUAAUAAAAAAACACCAAAUGAAAGGAAUGUUAUGCUCUUCGAGACCCAGAUUUCUUAAUUUCUGACCCUAUGUUUCAUCGUUCAAUCACUAGUACUCAACCUAAACCCUGUGUGUUAUGACGGUUUGCUGUAAAGCAGUGUUGUGUUGAAAAUGUAACAGAAUGGGUGCUUUUUGGUACCAUUUUAUUGAGCUAGUUAGCUAAAUUUAUUCCAUAGAACUCAUGCUCAAGACAAAGUAAACAGAAAAGUUACCCUUUUGAUUAAUUAAAAAAAAAUCACUAGUAAGGCCCUUACAAAUUUGUCAUUAUGUGUUUGCAUACUGCCGACUUAUAUACCUCUACUUCCUCCCUUUUUUUGGGCCUACCUAGUCAAAAUGAAUGUGAUAUUUAAAUGUGAUUGGCUUCUCCUUUAGAUGUCUAUUUUCAGUGCGACUUGUUUUAAUAAAAAUAUUAUUUCAAC